AAGUUUAACUGUCAGUAUGCAUGUUAAAAAUUAGUUCAAAAUACUUAACAACAUACAGUUUUGCAAAAUCACGUGCAGAGUAAAAUUUUGAUAAUGGACUGUAUGUAGGAGAAAUAUAUCUACUGGAAGAAUACAUAAAGGUAGUUUUGCGUUGGUAUAAAAGUCACUUAUAGUGCAGUUAUAGUUAUUAUAGUGCGUGUUUCUUUUUUAUCAGGACUUUUAUUGAAAGAACUUAGUGGAUAUUGCAGUUUGACACGAUGAGGCAAACAGUUAUUGUUUGUGUAAUAUUUUGUUUUUACUCGAGGAGUUUAGCAAGCAAACCAUGUGUUUUCAGCUUACAUUUAGACAGUAAGAAAAGUCUAAAUGGGUUAAAUGUUACCUCAGACGGAAGUGUGCUUUUUAUGUUGAUGGGGAUUCAGAAUAACUGUUCAAUUGACCUGGAUUUUGUCUAUGAACAGACGCGUUUGCAUACGCUUGGAGAAGUUGCUGAACGCAGUGUAGACGAAGCUGAAGUCUUUAAGGAGUUUAACUUUUUCUGUGACCAAAAAAUGGCUGUACAUUUUGUUACAAAUAAAACAAAUGUAGCUGGAAAACUGAAAAUAUCUGUUGCGUUAGUGUUUGGGAGAUGUGAUGUGUAUUUGGAAGAGAUAUCCUUGUUUUUAAAAUAUGGAAAUAUUUGGUCGAUUUUACAAAGCAAUGACUCUGUGAUACACGCACCAUCUCAUACAGUUAAUUGUCAAUUUGCUACACACAUACGGAUAAUUGCUGCCAAAAUCAACUGCGGUUUCGUGACCUUGACCCAUUUUUUCUGGGAAUCCUGCAAAAACAUAUUCGAAAAAUUGAAUAUUCUUCGACUAAAAGCAUGCAAAACAAACCAUUUCAGUAUGAAGCCGGAGAUUUUGGUAAAGAGCUUCCCAAAACUUCAAUCAGUACAGCUUAUGAAUAUUGACCUGACAACACAAAUGACGUUUCCAUGGACUCAGUCAUAUUUUAAUGUUGCAGAUCAAGAUCUCAUGAGAUUUCUAUCCAACGAGACUGAAACCAAUGUAACAGUUGCCGCAAUGAGAAGAAGUAUUUGGAUACACAACUCGAAAUUUAACAGCAGUAACAUGUUUCAUCUAAAUGGUAAUAUAGAGACUGUUGUCAUCAACAAUGCACAUAUAAAACAAAAUGAACGUCAGAUGUUUGAAAAUGUGACUGGACUUGGUCAUGUGGACCUGUCUAGCAAUAACUUAACAGAAAUAGACAAAUUGCUGUUUGAAAAUCAGUCGAAUAUAAAAGCCAUUCAUCUAAAGGACAAUAAACUUUCUAAUCUUCCGCCACAUAUUUUUGAAGAUCAACAUAAACUGGUUUUUCUUGACUUGUCUAAUAAUUUGUUGUCUUUGAUUGAUCCAAAUUUAUUGGAAAACCAACUCUAUCUCCAAGAGCUACAUCUGGAAAAAAAUCGUCUACAAUUCUUACCUCAGGACUUUCUGAAAGAACAAAUUUACACCCUUAAGUUCUUGUACUUGUAUUCAAAUCCCUUAAAGAACAUUCCAGUUAUGCCGUUCUAUGGAACACACAUUGAAAUAAUUGAUAUCCACAACAGCCAUAUAACAGGUGAGAGCAUUGUGGAACUCGUUAACUCUCUACGUUUGUACGACUUUAUUUCUGCUUCAGCUGAAAGGGAAGCGUAUGAUCUUAGUCGCAAAGUUGGUAAACAUCCUCUACAGAGGCGAGAGCUUGACCUGUCCUAUUGUAAGAUUAGAGAUAUCCGCAUAGAUCUAAAUAUUAGAAAUAAGACCGCGUUGAAUCUUCUAAAAUUGCUUGAAUCUUUCUAUAUCAAGGGCAACGGGAACCCGUUUACAUGCAACUGCCAGUUAUAUGUUGUAACACUGCUGCUCUCGGCUGAAGAGAAACAGAGUGUGAAAAUGGACUGGACGUGUAUGUAUCCUCAAGAGCUUCAAGGAAUGAAAGUGUCAAGUUUAUCCAAACGCGAUAUUUACUGUCCGCUCAAUGUUACAGACUGUCCCAUAUUGUGUGUCUGCUAUGUCAGAUACGACUUCAGCAGUUUGAUUAUUGACUGUAGGAAUAUCAACGUGUCGUCAUUGCCGUUAAAAAUGCCUAAGGGUCGUAUGGAAUUGUGGUUCAAGAACACCAGUUUGUUGGCACUUGAGUCUAGAGAUUAUCUGCUGAACGUAUCUGUGCUUGACCUCUCAGAAAACAAACUGACUUACAUAGCACCACUAGCAGCAUCAAAAUUGCAAAACGUUGACAUUUUAAACUUAGAAAACAAUGACUUGACAUCGCUACCGGUUCAGAUUAAAUAUAAGAACAUCAGUAGAAUAUCCUUAACAGGAAAUGCAUUUCUGUGUGACUGUCACACGAGAUGGAUGAGGGCCUGGUUACACGAUAGACUGUGUCCUGUCACAGAUUGGAACAUCAUUAAAUGUACAGACAAUUAUAAGAAAGUGAAUAAAUUUAUAAACCUUCCGGAUUCUAUUUUUGUAUGCAACGAGAUAAAAGCACCGAGUAUUGCAGAACAUGUUAUAUUUCCGUCUGUCGUAAUCGGAUCCAUACUUUUCGUGAUAACGGUCCUGUCACUGACCAUCUAUUUCCAGAGAUUUACUUUAAGAGUUUUGCUAUAUAUGUUCUUUGGAGUUCGUAUUUGUGACGGCUUUGCUGAUAAUCCAGAUGACGUCAAACACAGCUGUGUAGUCAUCUAUGACAAAAAUGAUGAAGACUUCGUGGAAAAUAACAUAAAAAUACAUUUACAAGAAUCGGGUUACAAUGUAGCAGAUAUGUACAAAGAUCCUGUAAUUGGUUUUACGCUUAUAGAAGGAAUUAGAAAGCUUAUUUAUAGAUCAAGAAGAGUUCUUUUUUGUAUGUCAAAACAAAGUCUAAAUUCUGAAUUGAUGAUAACCUUAUGGAACAUCGCUGCUGAACGAGCUAUGAAAAUUCAUAUUGGAUCUAUAAUUCUUAUUGUUGACAAAGAGUUUAAAUCUAACUGUACCGGAGAAAAUAUGAAAUUAUUUAUAAAAAAUGGCAGAUAUAUAAGAAUGGAUUCUAAGAUGUUGUACAAAAGCAUAGAAUAUCUCAUGUCAACGAAGAAACGGAUGAAUCAGAACCAAGAGGAAGUAAACCAUGCUGAAGAGAAUAACCUUGAAAUUAAUCAAGUUGGUGAAAUUCAUUUAUGUGAACACAAUCUAUAUGCCGCUGCAGCUGGUGUUCAGAAAAAUUUGGCGGAAGGUUCAAAUGACACCUAUAUUGUCUAUCCCGACGUUAUAGAUGAAUUACACCAAUUAACUAGGUACGAGAUCAUCCCAUUCCUUCGAGAAAACAAGCAGAAUGUGUACGUUCUUCAGGAUGAAUUUGUAUUUGGAGAAGAUAUUAGACUCGGUAUUGAGCCAAAACUUGACAAAGCAAAGCACGUGAUCUUCAUCAUAUCAAACGAAACGUUGGAAGAUGACGUCAGUCAGUUCAUAUUGACCACAAUUCUUACCAAAGCUGUUGUAAGUGGCAGUAAUUAUCUGUUGCUCUUCUCGUAUGGCCAGAUUGAUGUGGACAAGAUGCCGGAGAAUUUGAAGAAGUAUGUGAACAGUUAUAUCACAGCUAGUGUAAAUGAUCCUAACUUUAAAGAACGUAUGCUAGAAGCUCUCAUGUUUGAAGAAAAUGGCAUUGAUAAAGAAGAUACUGACAGUUUAUUAACAGAAAAUGAUAUAGAUGAUGCCAGUUUGAUUUGACAAAGUGAUUACAUGUAUAUCGUAUUCUUAGAGCAGAAAUAACACUUGAAGUCCACAGUGCGAUAAAUGAAGUUAUGUACAUGGCUAGAGUACUAUCUGAUUAUAACAUUAAAAAAAGUUAAGACUUCGGGACGAGUAAUACAUAAUGUUAUUUUUACAAUUGUGUGGCCGUGAUACAGAUAUGAACCAUAUAUGCACGUGAUUGAUAAUGAAUAUUUGAGAAAAUUGUUUUCUGGUUUUCGUUUGUUGGUCCAUCAUGUUGUUACUGAGACAUGGCGAGACAAUAGAACUGAAAGAAUAGCUCGAAUUUGUUGAAUGUAAUACAUGUACAGAAUAUCACUUUCUAAUGUUAUGUGCUAAAUAGAGAGAAACCAGUAAGCGAUUUACGAAGUGUAUAUCUUGGCCAUCUGUGAAUUUAUUAAUACCUUAAGUUUGACUGUUGUUAGAACAUGUAAAUUGCUAAGACAUAACGUAAGAGUUUUAAAUCUCAUUCUGUAACCAUGCUGAUUCAGUUUUAUAAAUUUUGCCUGUUCGUUUACCAAAGACAUGUAUAUAUUUUUAGGACACUUAUGGGACUAAACUGGCAUUUAUGUUUUCGGACCUCUGAAACAUUGCAAUUACAAGUUCAAAUUUAAAACUUGAAUUUAUUUCCAGGACAAUCGGAAAUCCUUGACUUGUGUUUAACACAACAUAUCCAUGUUUGGAACUGCCUAACUUAAAAUCUGUCACAGAAAUAACGUA
Molecule: messenger RNA, 4463 nt
Organism: Mercenaria mercenaria
Lineage: Eukaryota; Metazoa; Mollusca; Bivalvia; Venerida; Veneridae
Product: protein toll-like
Exons: 1
Coding region: 258-3722 (1154 amino acids)
Biological process (GO): signal transduction
Molecular function (GO): protein binding
Source: RefSeq, a predicted model, not a curated record